AAGACAUUUAUUUUCAUUCAUUCGUAUUUGCGGGUGUUUUAUGCCACGUUGUUGUUGGUGCUCAUAUCUACUAUUCGUAUCGCCUCUCUACAUUCGUCGCGCUUAUUUUGUGCAACAGAUCUGCAUCAUACAGAUGGCUAAUUCUAAAAUCAGAUGAAAUUUCUACUAAAAUAUCAGAUAAUCAGUAUGUGUAAAGUGGUGGGUGGUGAGUGGUUUUGUAGAUGGAUCGUCAAGCCAAGUCCAUCGCCUUAGAGAAGGCACAUGUACAUGACGUCUAUGAAAAGAUAGCUCCUCAUUUCACUGAUACAAGAUACAAAGCAUGGCCAAGAGUCAAAGAGUUUCUGCUACAGUUGGAACCUGGCAGUAUUAUAGCUGACAUAGGUUGUGGAAAUGGAAGAUAUCUUCCAAUUAACGGGGAGACGUUUAAGAUAGGGUCAGAUAGAUGUGAAAGACUGGUAGACAUAGCAAAUAAAAACAGCUAUGAAGUGAUGGUAUGUGACAAUAUCAGACUACCAUAUCGUGAUAAUUGUUUUGAUGCAGUUAUAUCUAUUGCUGUUAUUCAUCACUUUGCUACUGUUGAAAGACGAAUACAGGCGUUACAAGAGUUAUCCAGGAUAUUAAGGCCUGGAGGCAAGCUCAUGGUUUAUGUAUGGGCUAUGGAACAAAAACAACGCAAGUUUGACUCGCAGGACGUCCUUGUACCAUGGCAUUUACAACCACGAUAUCACAAACACAAAGCUAGACGUUUACAAGAUUUGAAGAAUGAGAAUUCAAGCUAUUGUAGCUCCACCAGCGAUGAUGACCAGGACAUGCCAAGGCAAUCCCCACACAGACAACCGAGACAACAACAAGACCAGGAAUUGCCAGGUGUCAGAUCACAACCCACACAAUGCAGACAAGACAAUGGAGAAAUCACUAACCCUGACUCUUGUAGAAAAUGUGGACUUCCACAGCGAUCGUAUUCAGAUAGCGGUGUAACAAUGGGAAGGAUGUCUUAUGAGAGAGAAAAUAGUACUAAUAGUGAACAAAGUGUAGAGACCUGUCCCGAUAAUGUGCCAAGUGAAAACUCAGAUAACGGUUUGAAUAUGGAAACCUGUGAAAGCACCCUAUCAGGAAAAAAAGACGAGCAUGAUGUUGUAAAAGGAAGUUGUGAGAUUGCUGAUGACUCAUGGGUUGUUGUGGAUCAGUCGGAGACUAUUCAAAAGGUAGUUAACGACGUGAAGCGUUUAACGGCUGAAUGUAUCGGUGAUGGCAAAGCAGAAUCUAAUGAAUCUCAAAUUGGUGAAAAAUCAUUAGUAAAUGGAUUCAACAAAGCAACAGAUUUGCCAAACCACAAUGGAGAAUCUCUAAAUAGAAUCUCAAAAAAUGAGGGUGGGUCAGAUCAAAGCAUGGAUGAAGAUGAAACUAAAAAAUCAGAAAAUCAUGUUUGGAAAGGACAAAAAAAGGUUGGUGAUGCAACUAUAUCUGAUGCCUCCGACAACUCAACUGAUAAUGAAAUAUCAUAUUUAAGAAAAACUAAAAGUGAAAGUUGGCUAUUAAAUAUCAGUAGUCGAUUUUCACCCAAGUUACUCAGACUACGUCAAGGUAGGUGUACACCACCGAUAGCCAAGAUUAGCCAGGCUUUUGCAAAAGGUGAAACAUACAAACCACUGAGGUUCUCGCUUAAAAAGAAAUCGUUAGGCAUAUCAGAUGACGGCUGCAGUGUUUCCUCGGUCGAUAGCGACAGCUCUGGAAGCUGUAUUGAAAAGAGAAUUCAUUUCAGUAAACAACAUAAAACCAAAACGGCUGAAAGUAUUCAGGUUGAUCUCUGUUCUUGUAAUGGAGAAGUGGAGGACAAUGAUGAUAGUGACAAGAUGAAGAAUAUAAAUAACGGUACUGAAAAUGACACAGAAAACCUUGUAACGGCUGACCCCUCAACUUGUAAGCGUUAUUAUCAUGUUUUUAAAGAGGGGGAACUUGUGAAUCUGGUUGAAGAGCAUGUAGAAAGUCUGUAUGUUUUGCAGAGCUAUUACGACCAUGCAAAUUGGUGUGUUGUAGCAGAGAAAGUACAAGUGUGGAAAAUCUAGUAAUCGAAAAUCGAGUAAAAAUACGUGCACAUCAAAUUGUGUCACCAUUGGGAGGGAAGAUUGCUAUAUUUUGAUAAGAAUAUAUUGUAUAUAUACAGACACAUAGUAAGAUGUGUUUAGGAAAUAAUACUUUCUAUUUUUAUCAGAAAUCUUCUGCAUCAUUAUCAUGUUUAUAAAUAUUUAAUUCAAUACAAAAAUCAACAGUCGUAGUACUAAGAAUUUGUAAAAGUACUAUAUUGCCAAAAAGCUGUCUACUUCCUGAACAUUCAGUUUUAAUUACAAGGCGCAUAUAUAAAUACAGUUUACAUGUCGGUCAUUCGGCCACAUUUAUGGUGCUCGAUACCAGGCUUUACAGUUACCAUGACGAUUUAAUGUCUUGCACUUGUCAGGAUUUUUAUUAUCGUUGAUGUGUUAUGUUUAUGUGCAGUACUAAAUACUACUUUUGUGUACCAGUAAUUAUAUUACGCAAUAUUUUUAUUAUCCUUGAUGUGUUAUGUUUAUGUGCAGUACUAAAUACUACUUUUGUGUACCAGUAAUUAUAUUAC
Messenger RNA from Saccoglossus kowalevskii, 2611 nucleotides. RefSeq lists its product as uncharacterized. Gene Ontology annotation, molecular function: tRNA (5-carboxymethyluridine(34)-5-O)-methyltransferase activity; S-adenosylmethionine-dependent methyltransferase activity; tRNA binding. Gene Ontology annotation, cellular component: cytoplasm; nucleus. NCBI's taxonomy places the organism in Eukaryota, Metazoa, Hemichordata, Enteropneusta, Harrimaniidae. Gene Ontology annotation, biological process: tRNA methylation; tRNA wobble uridine modification. The record is from RefSeq and is a predicted model, not a curated record.